Molecule: messenger RNA, 1482 nt
Organism: Strongylus vulgaris
Lineage: Eukaryota; Metazoa; Nematoda; Chromadorea; Rhabditida; Strongylidae
Source: the annotation of a GenBank genome assembly
AUGCGUGACAAAGAGAAGGAAUGGAGGGAGGCACAAGUUGCUAUGAACAGAAUUUGGCGCGAACAAAACGAAAAACACAUGAUGCGAUCGCUUGAUCAUCAGUCAAACGCACUGCGCAAUAGCGAUUCUAAGUGGAUCAAAGCCAAAGCACUACUUCACCAUAUAGAAGUGAUGUUUGAUGAGAGGCAACAAAAAUCAGAAGAAGGGCAGUGUGAGGAUGUCGGUCCACAUAUGGUCAUGUUGUAUCCAGAAGAUAGAGCAAUUGUUCACGACACGUCUAACCUCAUAAUUCAUUACGUUAAAAGACAGUCAAAUAUCCACAAGGAGGAGAAAAACAAAAUUAAGAGCAUUUUGAGAAGGUUGCUUUCCUUUCUUUUGCAAAAUCUUAUUAUGCUUCAAUGCGUCACGGAAUGGUUUGGAAUUGAUGAUGAAGAAAUGAGUGAUGGGGAGGAGAAUAAUGAUCCGCUAAUCGAUGCUGGACCUCCAAAGAGGCGACGAAUGGGAGACGGUCCUGAUGAUGAACCUCCAAAAUUGGCGUCAACUGCUCAUUAUAGACUGGUGUACGGUGGAAACUCACUGUUCCUAUUUUUCCGCAUACAUCAAAUGAUUUGCGAUAGAUUAGGAAAACUCAAACUGAAGCAUCGAGAACAAAUCAAGAUUUACGAGGAAGAGUUGAAAGUGGCAGCUAAGCAAGCUGAAUUAUACAAGAUUCAUGGUAAAGGCCUUGGUAGUCACGAGCAAAACGCAAGUGAUACGAGUAAUGGAUUGGCAAUAAUUAAGAAUCCUCGUCGUAAUCCUGCUUCCAACUAUGCUGAUUUACUAAACGAAAUCAAAAACCUUUUGGAUGGAAAUAUUGAUUCAAAUACCUUUGAGGACAAUGUUCGCGUUCUUUUCCCAAUAGACGGGUAUCUUGUGACCACAAUAGACAAGCUAAUCGCUAUGGUUGGUCGCCAGUUGCAUUUUCUGGCUACUGGCCCCGAUGGUCUAGAGACCAUGAAGCUGUAUCAAAAGUAUCGUUAUGAACAACCAAUAUCAGUUUUCAGCCAGUCUCAAAAGAAGAUAAAAACUGAGGAAGAGUAUGCGCGCUCUGCUGAGACGUUCUUCAACUGCCAAAAUUGUUUUAAAAUUUUUGUAAUCUAUGAGAAGACACCUGUAGUUACGAUUGAAUUAGUUGAUACAGAAACAGAAGAAGAAACGCAAGAGGGUGAUGUAGCUCAAACUAGUGAAAACGUUGCUCCAGAGGCAAGCAGUGACGAUGAGUCGGAGCAACAUGAGGAGACCGAUGAAGAACAUCGACGUAAUAACCAUAGUGCUGACUUGAAACCGAAUGGUUUAUCUACAAGAAAUAGAGUUGCGGACGCUUUUAUUUCUAGUGACCCUCAAUAUUCCACUAGUUCUUCUGGUGCAAGGCGAAGUCGUCUGUUCCUGAGGCGUAAUGUCCGAAUGCGAAAUCCCGAGGUUGCUGGAGAGUUUGUUGUUUUU